AUGUUUUCCCACUUUUGUCUCUCAAUCAUGGCCUUGAUCACAGUAUCCGGUUUUCCCUCCUCGGGCAAGUCAACUCGUUCAUCCCAGCUCAAGGCUUUCCUCGACGCAAAGCUCGCUGACCCCGACUACAAUGGGCCCGCCCUCACCGUCCAAAUCAUCAGCGACGACUCUCUCAACAUCGACCGCGCAGUCUACAAUGAUUCGCGAUCCGAGAAACCAGCCAGAGGUGCUAUCUUCACUGCUAUGCAGCGAGAGAUGAGCCCGAACAAGAUCCUCAUCAUCGACUCGCUCAACUACAUCAAGGGCUUCCGCUAUCAAAUGUACUGUGCCGCACGAGAGGCCAAAGUCCGGGUCGCUACUCUCUAUGUCGUCGCACCGCCUGACACUUGUCGAGAGUGGAACACCUCCCGCCAGGACGGCAAGUCAUAUCAGUCCGAGACAUUCGAUAAUCUAAUUCAGAGAUACGAAGAACCCUCAUCCAUGGUUCGGUGGGAUUCACCGCUGUUCACUGUUCUCUGGGAAGACGAAUCAGUGCCUGGUGAAGCCAUCUGGGAAGCCAUAACCAAAGGUAAUAUCAAGCCCCCCAACUCUGGAACACUGCAUGUCGCAAAAGCCCCGUCCGACGCACUGCACAUCCUCGAGCAGACAACGACAUCCAUGGUGUCCAGCGUGCUUGCUGAAGCUAGCAAUGCAGGGGGCAGUGGAGGACUUGUUACAAUCUCACCGUCGCAGGGAAUCAAAGCCCGGGUUACGCUUCCAGCACGGAAUGUAACACUCUCCGAGCUGCAGCGACUGAAGCGACAGUUUGUUACUGUGCACAAGAAAGCGAUUACUCUGGGAUCGACUGAGCGAGACGAGCACUUGAAUUAG
This is a messenger RNA of Coprinopsis cinerea okayama7#130, 870 nucleotides long. RefSeq lists its product as hypothetical. The record is from RefSeq and is a predicted model, not a curated record. The transcript has 6 exons. NCBI's taxonomy places the organism in Eukaryota, Fungi, Basidiomycota, Agaricomycetes, Agaricales, Psathyrellaceae. The coding region runs from base 1 to 870 and encodes 289 amino acids.